Chanos chanos (milkfish) is the source of this 5379-nucleotide messenger RNA. RefSeq names its product G protein-coupled receptor 179 (gene gpr179). NCBI's taxonomy places the organism in Eukaryota, Metazoa, Chordata, Actinopteri, Gonorynchiformes, Chanidae. Gene Ontology annotation, molecular function: G protein-coupled receptor activity. Gene Ontology annotation, biological process: G protein-coupled receptor signaling pathway. The transcript has 11 exons. Gene Ontology annotation, cellular component: membrane. The coding region runs from base 1 to 5379 and encodes 1792 amino acids. The record is from RefSeq and is a predicted model, not a curated record.
AUGGGCUCAUGUGCAACAGUGCUGCUACUGUUGCUACUGCCACGUCUACUUCCAGCUCAAAUUAGCCUUGUCUCACAAACUGGUGGCUCCUCCAGUUUUCCCACUUUCACUAGUAUUCCCACAGUCUCGAAUGAGGGCAGCCCGACACCUGACAACCCUCCAUCCAGCCUGCAAACCUCCAGUGUGGCUCCCAGCCCUGAGGAAGAAGAGGAGCAGAAGGAGGAGGACUGGGCAGCAGCAGUUGAGAGCUACCUGUUUACCAGCAACAUCUCCAUCCUGGCAUCGACCGCCUGCAGUCGGGCGUUCAGUUUACCUCCCCAGCGUGGGACUUUGCCCCGAGACUUGAUCCCCCUCCUUCGACCAGCCACAGCAGCGCUGACCAACACAGCCAACUUCCUCAACCUGAUUUUCCAGGCCAGUGAGUUGAGAGAGACCAGCGUGCGUGAGGACUUGGAGUGGUACCACGCGCUGGUCCGGGCUAUGCUCGAAGGAGACCGGCCGGACCUGGUGCGGCGUGCGCUGCUGACCUUUGACGCUGACCCCACGGCUUCUCAGCCUCAGCUUGUGCUGCGUGCUUCCAGGAGUUCCACCCAAGACAUCCUCCUACAGGACCUGACCUCCGCUUGGGAGACCUUACAUCCACCUCCACCUGCCCCCGACCAGAGCUGGUUCAGCGCUCUCAAAUUCAGCCCGGUGCAUCUCCCUGCCCUGUCUAAACGUGUCCUGCUGAAUGACCUCAGCACCCUAGAGACACCCAAGUGGGCACGUGGUGACAGCUUUGUGACCAAUAGCAGUGGAGUGCGAUGGGCAGAUUCACCUUUCUUGGAGUGCGAAGAAGGGCGUUUUCUGCCCGGCUGGCUGCUGACCCUGUCUGUGCCCUUUUAUGGCCUCAAGCCUGACCUCAGCCCUGAGUUCAGGGGUGUAAUCCGAGUGGAUGUGAAUAUCCAAGGCUUUGACGUUGACCAGUGUGCUACAGGGGAAUUCUGGUUUGCUGACACCCACCAGUGCAACCGUACCAGCAUGGUGUGUGAGCCAAUCCCCAGACAGGGCUUUCGACUGGGACAAUACUGCUGUCGCUGUAAAGAGGGAUUCUACAGCCCAACACCAGUCAAUAAUGGAAAAGGGCAAGCUGGUUCCAACGGCAGCCGAGCCUGUUACCCUGAGCUGCCUGUGUGCCUGCCGUGUUGGCCAGGCUGUGACCGCUGCGAUGACGGUUCCCCCUGUUGGGUGCAGGAGGACUGGUUCUUAAGAGCGGCGGUGCUAGCCAUUCAAGCUGUCUUCAUGAUCUUGGUGCUGGUCAGCAUGCUGAUGGCUUAUCAACACCGCAGGACUAAGAGAAUACGUGCAUCGGGUCUGCUAUUGCUUGAGAUGAUUCUUUUUGGCUCUCUGCUUCUCUACUUCCCGGUCUUCAUCCUGUAUUUCAAGCCCAGCACUUUCCGCUGCAUCCUGUUACGAUGGGUUCGACUGCUGGGUUUUGCUAUCGUGUACGGCACAGUGACUCUGAAGCUAUACCGGGUGCUAAAGGUUUUCCUGUCACGUACUGCCCAGAGAGUACCCUACAUGUCCAGCACUAGUUUGCUAAGGAUGUUGGGGGUGAUGGUGCUGACUGUUAGUUGGUUCUUGUGUGCGUGGACCUUUGGAGUUCUUCAGAACCGUGACCGUAAUGUUCCUGUUCUAAUCACUUCAACCACUUCAGAUGGACAAGGAUUCAACGUGUGUGACCUCGAUCGGUGGGACUAUAUGAUGGCUGUGGCGGAGCUGCUGUUCUUGUGCUGGGGUAGUUCUCUAUGCAACGCUGUAAAGACGGUACCCUCUGCUUUUCAUGAGCCACGAUACAUGGGCAUUGCCAUCCACAAUGAACUGCUACUAUCCUCCAUCUUCCAUCUCCUCAGAUUUGUCAGACCAUCUCUGCAUCCUGAUUGGAUGCUCUUGCUGUUCUUCACCCACACACAUGUUACAAUCACUGUAACCCUUGGCCUACUCUUUGUUCCCAAGUUCCUCCACACGUCACGUCCAGUUCAAGAGGUGAUAGCAAAAGAGGUGUACGAGGACGAGGUGGACCUGCGACGCUCAUGCUCUUACCUGAACAGUAGCUUCAACUCUGCCUGGAGUGAUCACAGUCUGGAUCCUGAUGACAUCAGGGAUGAGCUGAAGAAAUUAUAUUCUCAGUUGGAGGUCCACAAAACCAAGAGAAUGACAAACAGCAACCCUCAUCUGCCGAAGAAGCGAAGUUCUUGUCUUGGGUUGGGUCGAUCCAUCAUAAAACGAAUAACUGACUUCCCUGAGAGCCUGAGUCGCCAGUGCAGUCGUGAGGACAAAGAUGGUAUCCGCUCAAGGACCCAAUCUGGAUCCUAUAACAAAUCACUGGAAACUACUGCCUCUUUCAAUCUCAAGAAUGAAACAAUAAAACAGCCCUCUCCCAUUCUUCGCAAAUCCUGCAGUUCCCACGACUGUGCCCCACAGAGGCAUUCCUCACUGCUCAAUUCUUCAAAGAGGAGUACAGUUGAUAAGAGGGCUUCCCAAUACUCUGAUGCUGAGUCCAUUGACACAACACCUCUUGUCUGUAAGUCAGCCAGUGCUCACAACCUUACGGUCGACACAAACCUUCUACAGCCUGAACCUAGCAGGUUUCAAAAGUCGCUGAGUGUCAUAGAGAGUCACAGAGGACAGUAUUACUUGUCUCCUAGUAGGAGCAUGGAGGACACACCUUUUGCUGACAAAGCAAGAUCUGGGGUGACUGGGCCGCCAAAACAGGACAUCCCUAUAAAUGAGCAAAUAACAAAAGCCCUUCAAUCUGAGUCAUUUGACAAAGCUGAAGUGUGUCCUUGGGAGGUAGAGGAAGAGCAGACUGGAGGCAAAAACCAGAAACAUGUUACCUAUUCACUUUCACAGCAAGAGGACCCCAAGCAAGAGGACCCCAAACAAGAGGACACCAAACAAGAUGACCCCAAACAAAAAGCUUUAUUGUAUGUUUGCCCAUGGGAAUGUGUACCUCCUCCUGCUCCUGCCGCUGCAGAAGGUGGAGAUGGAACUGAUGGAGAUGUAGAUGCCUCAAGGCCACAGGCUCCUACCUCUGCUAGUGCUCCAGUCUCACCUUGUGCCGACUUUACAAUGCAGAGGGAUCUUAGAGUCUUCUCCUUCCGUUCUGCCACUCAACGUCUCCUCACAGCAAAGGCUCUGUCAGUAUCUGGAAGAAGCAGCAGCAAGGACAAAUCUAUCUAUCUAGUUAAUACUAAAGAAAAGAAAGAUGAACAACCCCAUGAAAAAGUAUUACUCUCUGCUUCAUCAGUGAAACUGACACCAAAUUUAGGAAAGAGGACACCACAGAACCAGAGAAGAAGCAUGACUACAGUGGGAACAAAACCUUGCCUUGUGAAGCAAGCAGCUAUUAGGCUAUCAUCUGUUGAGUCUUCGGAGAGAAGCCCUAAAAGAGAUGAUAGCAUUCAAGCUCAAGUCUGCCCCUGGGAAUCAGAGGAAGUUCAACUGGAAGCCAAGAAACAGAACCUCAGUGAGAAUGUAAUUUCAAGGCAAAAUAGCUCCACAAAAGAUAAGAGAGGAUUGUCUGUUACAAUUAGUACAGAUAGCACCAAAGCAUAUGGGUACCUCAGUAAGCCUUCUUUGUCUGUUGCCCAAGCGGAGGUGUGUCCGUGGGAUGUCGCAACUCCAAUGACUCCAAAGCAACAGAGGCAGCAAAGUGUUUUAGUUGAUGUAUGCCCCUGGGAAGUGGAGGGAGUAGAGCAAACUAAGAGUGCACACAAUGACAUUUGUCCAUGGGAGACAGAAAAACAAGACAGCGUAAAGGCUGAAGUGUGUCCAUGGGACAUGCCAGACUGUGGCACUUCUCAACUUAAACAAGAUUCCAAAACACCAACAGAGCAUAUAAAACCAUCUGAAAGAGUGAUUUAUGUGAACACAGGUAGAGGAGGGUCUGAAACAACUGAGAAAAGCCCAAAGCGACAAGAGACCAUUCAUGCUAACGUAUGCCCAUGGGAAGCUCAAGAAGCUCUAAAGCAACAGGAAAGUGGUCGCACUAAUGUAUGCCCAUGGGAAUCAGAAGAGACUUCAAGUGCUGUCGAUAAAGAAUCAAGCGAAAGUACUGAAAUAAUGAGAGCAACAACUGCACUUUUACGCAAAAUGUCUAAACAGAUUACAAUCACUGCAGAAGCAUGUCCAUGGGAUUUCCCUCAAUCUAUACCACCUGUGACAGAAAUCAGCUCUAAGGAAGCAGAAGAUACAAAGCCAUCUCAGAAAAAGGAUGCCACUGUAGGACUAUCUACUCAAGGGUCCAUAACCAAGAAAGCAAACAUUUGUCCAUGGGAAACAGAAGAGCCUGAAAAGGCAAAUAGCCAAGACAAAACACAAGACAGUGUUAGUCAUGGCAGCCCAGUCCGCUCAACCAAGAAACUAGAUAGUGUUUGCGUGGAUGUAUGUCCUUGGGAAACAGAGCUGCCAGAAAAGUUCAAAAGGCUACAAAGUGUCAAAGCAGAUAUUUGUCCAUGGGAAACAAAUGAGCCUGAAAAAGUAACCCAAAGACAAGAAAGCAUUAGAUCAGAUGUUUGUCCCUGGGAAACUGAACAACCAGACAAAUCAACAGAGAAACAACACAGCAGUCUUUCUGAUUUAUCUGAAACGGCUGAACAGAAAAAGUCAAAUCAGAAACAAGAUAGUGCUCGUGUGGACGUCUGUCCCUGGGAAAGUGAUGAGCCAAAAGGAGCAAUCCAGAAACAGGAAAGUGUCCGUGCUGAUGUUUGUCCGUGGGAAACUGAGCAGCCAGAAAAAUCACCUCAUAAACAAGAAAGCACACGGGCAGGUGUUUGUCCAUGGGAAACUGAUGAGGCAAAUGUAUCAAAAGGGCAGGACAGUGCUCGUGCAGAUGUUUGUCCAUGGGAAUCUGAACAGCCAAAAAAAUCAGUUCAUGAACAAGGAAGUGUCAAAUCAAACAUUUGUCCUGGAGAAGGAGGUGAGCAAAAAACAACUGAGAAACAAGACAGCUCACAUGCAGAGUCCGAGGGGCCAAGUAUGUCAAAAAGACAAGACAGUGUAAGAACAAACGUUUGCCCUUGGGAAACUGACACUGAAACAGCAACAAAAACAGAAGACAGUCACUGUACCGAAAUCAGUGAGAUGGAGAGAACAACAAAUACAGAAGAAAUGGAGAAACCUUCUGACAGCAGUGAACAUACGGUAGAGGCUGAAAAAGCAAACCUGCCCCUCGCACGACGUGAUGCACUGUGUCCUUGGGACAUGGAAGGGAACAGAUCAAUGUCACUAACAGAGCAGGAUGGCACAGACGUAUUCACAUGGGAGGAAACCAUACCUGAGGAGGAAGAUGAUGCUGAGACUGCAGCAGAGGCCUUUAUCUUCCCACCUGACAUUUAG